AUGAGAGUGAUUUUUUUACUUCUUAUUAUUGGUUUAUGCCUGGCAAAUGCAAAGAAUUUGCCAAAUGAAUCGCGUCAGUCACGAUCAUUAUUGCGAUCUGAUGAUUCUGAAUCCAGUGAAUCUGUGUCUUCAAUAGAUCGUGAUAAUGAUAGUAGUGAUGAUGAUAAUGACGAUAACGAAUCUAGAAAUAAUAGUAACAUAGAAGCAAUCCGAAGAAAAAUUGAAGAAAAGCAAAGGAAAGAGAUAAAAAAACUAGAAGAAAAAAGACGCGAAGAAACAAGGAAAUUGGAAGAAAAACGGAAAAAAAUUCAGGAAAAGCUAGCAAAAGAGGAACUGAAAUUACAACAGAAAAGACAAGAAGAAGAACGUAAGCUUCAAGAACGAAUUGAGAAAGAAAAACGUAAGCAAGAGGAAGAGAACAGGAAAAGACAAGAAAAAAUACUGAAAGCAGAACAAAAACGUCAAGAAAAAGAGCGUAAGAAACUUGCAGAACUACAAAAAGAAGCUCUGGAGGAUAAUAAUGCCCCUGACCUAAAUAGUGCAGAGUCUAAUGAAGUAAAUGACUCAUUAGACUUUGAAGAUUUAUUAAAGAGUUACGUCUAUGAACAAUAUGGCGUAACAACGGUAAGUCCAAGUAUUGAGAAGAAAUCAGCCUUAUAUAGAUUUAGACUCGAAGUGCUUAGACUUAAUGCAUAUAGCACUAAAAGUGAAAAAAGACGAGCAUUAAUAAACUGGUUAGAAAAUGAAGGACGAAAAGAUAACACUGUACAAAAUAGUUUUAGAAAUUAUUUGUCAAAUCGCAUUAAUAUCACAGAAAUAGAACAGUUAAGAAUAAGAUUGAUUAGACAGAUUGAAAAGUUAAACAAUGAAUCAAGGUUGAUAAAUAACGCUGUAUCAGUAUCACCAUUAGCUUCUAUUGCACAAAAUAAUGUAGAAGAAAAGAAAACUUUGGUCCAAGCUAUAUCACAAUUGCUAUCUACUUUACUUCCGAAUUUGAUUAACGGUGACCAAAAUAGUAACUCUAAUACUUUGUCUCCUACUACCAAUGGACCUUCAAAUAUUAUACCAAAUACAGAUCCCAGUAACACUAUUAUAUCUGGUGUUGAUAAUAUAAAUCCUACUGUAACUGAUGCAUCUGCUUCCGGUGUUCCUGCUGUUAAUCCCACGGAAACUGUCUUACCUGGUACACAAACUGUUGUUAAUUCUUCUGAUGGUGUAGUAUCGAAUGCUGAUACAACUUCUACAGCAAAUAGUAACAUCAUUUCUUCUGGUACUAGUGUAUCUGUAUCACCUGGUUCAGCAGUUGAUGGGGCUGAAGCUACUUCUACUGGAAACAAUGGCGCUGCUUCUGAUAGUUCCUUAUCUGAUCCAGCAUCCAAUACUGAUGCAAUUCCUUCAACAAUUAGUAGCGUUUCUUCUAAUAUUGAUUCUGAAAUUUCUAUCUCUGAUACUACGUCUACUAUUUUAUCCACAGCUGGCGGCUCAAUUGAAAAUGCAAUAUCUGCUGCUGACACACCUUCCGUUGCUAGUAGUAAUACUGUUUCUUCUAAUGGAGUUACCUCAGGAGUUACUGCUGUUGAUUCUACAGACAGUUCUGUUGUUAUAUCUACAGUUAGCAGUUCAACUUCAGCUUCAGCGUCUAGUACAGAUACAAACUCUGCAGGAAAUAAUAGUACUGUUUCAGCUAACGAAUCUAGUUCAAGUGUUCUUACUAUUGAUUCUUCUAACUCUGCCACACCGAGUGCCGUACCUGCACCUGGUAGUUCAAUUGAAGGUGAGGCAUCCUCUGCUGUUGCAAAUCCUGCAGCAAGUAGCCCUUCUGAUGCUAAUAUUGGAACUAGUUCUGGCAUUUCCACUAUUGACUCCACUGAUGUUGCAUUGUCUGGUGGGGAACAGACAGUUGUUAUUUCGUCUGAAGGUACAGCUUCGAGUUCCAAUACAGUUGCUGCAGCAAAUAAUGAUGCUACUACACCUGAUGCGUCUUUAUCUGGUUCCAAUAUUUCUGUUAUUGAUUCUACUAGUUCUGUUACAUCUAAUGUCGUCAUAUCUGCGGUCAGUGAUUCAUCCCAAAAUGGAUUGCCAAGUUCUGAUACCACUUCUUCUUCUUCAUCUGGAGUUGAAAGUGCAACUGUCAACUCUGCUGCAAAUAACGGUGCCAUAUCUACUGAUACCUCUUUACCUGGGUCAGAUCUUUCCACCACUUCCACAAGCAUUGCUGAUGUACAAACUAGUAUUGUAUCCACAGCUGGUAGCCCAACUGAAAGUACAGUAUCUAGUUCUGACGCAAUUUCUGCAACGAGUAGCAUUUCUGGCGAUGGAUCUAGUUCUAGUAUACUCACUGCAGAUUCAUCUAUAUCUGUCUCAUCUGGUGUGGAAAUUACAAAUAUUGUUUCCUCUGGAGAUGCUGUAUCGAGUGCUGAUACAAUUCCAGUAUCUAAUAGCGAAGCCAUUUCUACUGACACUCCAAUAUCUGGUUCGUCAUCAACUAGCAACAAUGAAAUUUCUGUUACUGAAUCUGUACCAGGAUCUAAUAUCGCUGGUUCAAUUAACUCUGAUAUAUCUGGCGUCGGAACUGCAGUACCAGAAGUUGACAUUAAUUCUAUUGGAAAUGAUAACACUGCUUCCACUGAUUUACCUGUUUCUGAUUCCGAACUUUCUACUGGGUCAAUUAACGAAAUACCUUCGGUUAGUAGCUCAACAGAAAAUACAAUUCCCGUAUCAAGUAGUAAUACUCCUUCUGAUUCUGCCAUUACUGCUACUGAGGUUGCAAUUGCUGAUUCUACUGAUAGUACAUUAUCUGAUGCUGACGGUUUGGCAGGAAAUAUUGAUAUUUCUUCCACUAUUAUAUCUGUAUCAAACUCCAGUCUUAUUAAUUCAUCAGCACCUGAAGUUAAUACAGCAGUUAACUCUGUUGAUGAAACCGUAUCAAGUACUGACUCAAGUUCAGCAUCAGCAUCAACAAGUAUUGAUAUUGCUACGUCGGAAGUAUCUACAUCUGCUUCUGAAAUUCUGACAGAUGCUACCACCAAUACUCCUGUAGUUGAAAUUGACAAUUCAGGUGGAGCCUCUACUCAAGAUCCAUCAUUAGCUCUAGAAAAUAUUAAUAGCGCUACAACUGAUGGCACUCCUAUUACUCUAGAUAUCAAUGCUUCAGAAGCAACAAUUUUAGAAAGUGAUGGUAUAGCAACUACGAUCUCAGAGGUUAACAGCAUCACUUCUGAAAAUAGCAAUGCUAUAAUAUCUGAUGAAGUUACUACUACUGCUGGAGAUCUUACUGCAAUAGGUGAAAUUAGUCUUGAAGCAUCCACCACGGUUGCUGGUCCUUCAAGCUUGAAUGAAGUUGAUAGUAUUGUUACGUCUGGCAAUAUAAAUGAAAUUGUAAACGAAUCACAAACAGAAUCAGGCAUUAUUGCAACCGUACCGGAAAUCAAUAUUCCUGCAGUUCCUUUGCCAGCAAUCAAUCAAUUUCUAGAAUUAUUACCAGAACUAAAUCGUCCUAGUGAACCAGGUGCAAUUGUAAUAGAAGUAAAUCGGCAAUAA
This is a messenger RNA of Achroia grisella, 3540 nucleotides long. Its product is annotated as serine-rich adhesin for platelets-like. The transcript has 2 exons. The record is from RefSeq and is a predicted model, not a curated record. Bases 1 to 3540 code for a protein of 1179 amino acids. NCBI's taxonomy places the organism in Eukaryota, Metazoa, Arthropoda, Insecta, Lepidoptera, Pyralidae.